AAGUCAUAUUUAAGAAAUCAAUUGAUUUAAUUAAGUCACUGUGAAGUGUGGAAGUUCAUGCGCAUCAAUCGUAGUUUAGAAACGGUUUUGUUUUGUCGAAAACAGCGCAGAAAAAGUGUAUAAAAUAAAUGGCAAGCAACAGAAAUAAUCAGAAAAAUUUGCGUGAAGUUUACGAUUUAUUGGAUAAGCUAGUGAAGAAAUUCUGCCAUGAUAGACAUAAGGAAGUAUUAAAGAAAGUCACAACAGGAAUAGUGGAUUCACAACAUGUAUUUUUCUCAAAUAAUCAACAAGAUGAAUCAUUAAUAUUGGGAAAAGUCAAAAACCAUCUCGCAAAUAAGUCACAAAGUAGUGUUACGAUUUUCUUAAAGCAGCAUGAAGAGCUCUCUACAUUAACAGAUCCAAAAUUCCGUUCAUCAAUGCUUACGUUCCUGUUGUGUCUCUCCGAUAUGGAAACUAAAUUGCCAAAUACAAUUGAUUCAAGAGAAUCUGGAAGUUCCUUUACACUUCCCGUUAGAAGUAUUCAAAAUAGCGCUAGCAUGGAGCAUAUCUAUCGUAAUAUUACAAUAAGAAAUGCUUCAAUGAACCCGAUUAAUACGGAAAGUAAUUUGAAGCUAGUCAAUUUCCGUAGAAAACUUCCAUCAUCAACAUCAACAGAUAGCGUUUUGGAUGGUCAAACACCUGAUUCUGAAACAUCCUACAACUAUUCACAAAGUGAAGAAAUCGUCCAGGAAGCAAUUUAUGCGCUGACUGGAAAAUCCGGUAAGUAUCUCAAAAAGGAUGUUACAGGCGAUUUUAAACUGGAUAUAAAGUCGAGGAAUCUCAAUGCACAAGAAGCUGUGUCACUCAUGAGAUUAGCAGAAACUGGACGACUACAUAAUGAAAUCCACAAAUAUACAGAUCCAAACAGUGAAUUUUUCCUUUGUGGACUUUUUGGGCAAGGCUUAAUUGCACAGAUUCAAAUUGAACUAACACAGUUUUAUGGAUUAAUCGCACAUCUACAAGAUAACCUUAACAAUCAACGCGCUCGUUCAUUCACUGAAAAUAAUGACUCAUUAACGCUUUUAAAACUUAUAUCGUACAUAUCGGAACCUCAAAAACGCUUAAAGAUCAUCAGUGAACUUCUGCAGCAAUGUAAAAACUUAAAAGGUGGUCAACUUGCUACUACACUGCAUUCACAAAUCUCAACAGGAAAUUCUUCAUCAAGUGGUAUUGUUAAAAGCUUCCUUCGAGCAACUUGCCGUCCAUUACAAACAAUGCUUAGCUACUGGCUUCUUGAUGGUGAAAUUAAGGAUCCACACAAUGAAUUUUUCAUCGAAGAAAUCAAGGAAGUCAGUUCAGAUCGAUUAUGGCAUCAUAAAUAUCGCAUUGUAAACUCGAGAGUGCCAAGCUUUAUAUCAAAGCAUUUAGCACAUAAUAUUCUUGUGUCUGGAAAAAGUAUAAAUUUCUUACGGGAAAUAUGCGAGGAUAAAACUCCGAUUAAAGGACGUGAAGAAUUGCGACUUGCGUUCGAAAAUAACAUCGAUGAUCUCUUUCGUGAAGGAUGUGACUCGAAACUUCAUGAUAUGAUAGACAGUGUCUACUUAAAUACAUCCCAAAAAGUUCUUGAAAUUGCAAUGGGUCAGUACAAUUUGAUGGAACAUCUUCACUCGAUGCGUAAAUAUUUGUUGCUUGGUCAAGGAGAUUUUAUUGGAUUAUUAAUGGAAAAUUUAAAGGACGAAUUAGAUCGUCCUGCAAAAGAUCUCUAUCAACAUGCUCUCUUCUCAAUUGUUUCAACAUCCAUUCGUGCCACAUCUCAAUUUGAUGAAAGUGAAUUGCUUCAGCAUUUGGAUGUUAAACUGAAUCAUCCAAUUGAUGGUGAUAAAGGGUGGGAUAUAUUCACAUUACAGUACACAGUUCAUGGACCUCUUGCCACUAUCCUUGAGCCUAAUAUGGCUAAAUAUCAAGAGCUCUUUAAGCCACUUUUUAAAGCCAAACACGUUGAAUUUGUAUUAAAUAAUGUGUGGAAGGAGCAAAUGCUAAACUCAAAGACAUUAAAGAAUCUCAAAAAGACACUAAAUCCUGUCACAUACCGCUUACAUUUAUAUACCUCCGAAAUGAUUCAUUUUGUUAAUCAGAUGCAAUACUAUAUUCUUUUUGAAGUUAUCGAGUGUUCCUGGACACAUUUUAUAAAACGUGUACAAAAUGCAAAAGCUCUCGACGAUAUUCUUUCAGCACAUGAAGAUUUCCUUAAUGAAGUACGAAUAGGAGCUUUUCUAGAUAAUGAGACAAAAACUACACUUUAUUUGCACUUGGAUAUCAUCUACGAUUCUAUAAUGAAGCUUGAGGAAUGGCAAAAAACGUUUUAUGAGAUUGCUUAUAAGGAGGCAGAUGCUCGACAAAAGUAUGAACAACGAAUUAGCAACAGUGAGAAAACAGGAACAUAUGGAGUCACGGCAGAAAUGCGAUUAGAAAGAGAUGAGGAACAAAAGAUUUUUGAACAGCUAAUUAGUACCUUUAAAAAGUCAUUGGACACUCAUGGACAAACUUAUGAGAAAUAUGUCAAUGAAUUUCUACUCAAGCUGACAUCGUCAAAGGAUCAAAACUUGCAGUUAUUCGGUACACGAUUGGAUUUUAAUGAAUAUUAUAAGAAACGUGAUCAACGGUUGAGGCAACCACUAACUUAUGAACACAUGCGUUUGUCUGGAAUGGGAUUUUCUGGAAUAUUUUCACGUUCAAAUUUAUCUAACACACCGAUGCGCUUAGGAAAUCAUUUGGGUCAUUGACAGGACUACGAAAUAUAUCCCGAAAUAACAUCCCAGGAUCAAGAAGAUGAUCAAACUUGUACUAAUUCCAUUAAUAUGAAAUUUAUGCCACUUGAUUGUUGCACCUUUUUAUGAAUAAACAAUUUGUUUUUUAAUUUGAUGCUUAUUAGAAUCCGUAGAUUAAUUUAUUUCCUAUGAACUAAAUUGUAAUUAAUUCUACUUAUUGUUUCAUCAUUUGCUGUGCUUUUUGAUUGGCUGCUAAUAAAUUUUCAUUGCUAAUCAUUUGGAAUUCUUGAAAUCUAGUGCUUAUUCUUUGAUUCAUUCGCAGGAACUUCUCCAUGCAAUUCAUUGCACAACGAUCUUCUGUGUCCUUAACAUUUCGUGUUGAAAAGUCAAAAAUGCAGUCAUUGAAGCAAGUUUCUGAUAAUUUGUUGUAACUUAGUAAAAAGU
Chironomus riparius is the source of this 3191-nucleotide messenger RNA. NCBI's taxonomy places the organism in Eukaryota, Metazoa, Arthropoda, Insecta, Diptera, Chironomidae. The record is from the annotation of a GenBank genome assembly.